This is a messenger RNA of Candidozyma pseudohaemuli, 2847 nucleotides long. RefSeq lists its product as uncharacterized. The transcript is spliced from 2 exons. NCBI's taxonomy places the organism in Eukaryota, Fungi, Ascomycota, Pichiomycetes, Serinales, Metschnikowiaceae. Gene Ontology annotation, cellular component: Golgi membrane. The coding region runs from base 1 to 2847 and encodes 948 amino acids. Gene Ontology annotation, biological process: intra-Golgi vesicle-mediated transport. The record is from RefSeq and is a predicted model, not a curated record.
AUGUCAGAGCCAACUCAACUACAGCAUAAUGCCUUUCAAAGUGCUCUCCAAACAUGGAAGGAGAUAGAUUUACCUUCUUUGCAGAAUAAGCUUGACGAGCAAGGCAUUGAACUCAAAUCAGAGCAGAAGGCCUCGCUAACAAGCAGAAAGAACCUUGCGUCUAAGACGAAGGACUUCAAAAAGCUUGAGGAUGCAGAGAAGCUCAAUGAGAUCAAACAUCUUCUAAAGAUGUAUCAGAAUGAGAUCGACAAUAUGAACACGAAGCAAAAGAAAGUGGAGGCAUUCUUCUUCGGCUUCUACAGAUUGAUUGCAGAGGCUCCUGAUCCCAAACCUCUUCUAGAGCUUUGCCAGGACGCUGUGGUCAAUCUGAAUGAGUUGGCCGACAUGAAACAGCAAAUAGCCCAGCGUGAUGAAGAACUAGCCAAGAAAGCUGACUACGAGGUGUUGAAGCAGCGUCUUUUACGAAACGAGCAAGAGCUGGCUGCACUUCUAAGCAGCAAACUCAAGGCCAAAGAAGACGAACUCCAAUCCUUGAUCCAGGAGAAGGAAUCCAAUUGGGCUAACAAAGAGAAGCAGCACCAAGAACAGAUUGCAUCAUACAAGCUCACCAUCGAGGAGCUCAAGACAUCAAUGGAAGUCACACAACUUCAAUUGAACUCACAAAAUAAACUGUUCGACAGAGGUGAAGAUGGAGGAUCCCAAGAUACAGCUUCCACGCUAGUAGAAUUGGACAUGGCCAAUCGUGACGCGGAAAUGUGGAAAAAGAGGGUCUUCGACUUGGAGAAAAGAAACGAGGGCUUACGUCAAGAAUUGUCCGUAGCGUUGAAUGAUUCAGCUAGUGCAGCAAUUAAAGCGGAUUUCCAAAAGACAGUCGCUGAUUUGGAAAGUGAGAAUGCACUUUUAAUGGCAGAUUUGAACCAGGCCAAGAAGAGGAUCAAUACUGUCACUGACGAGAAUUCCGCCAAGGUCCAGCUGCUCACGAGAGAUGUGCAACAUGCAUCAGAGGAAAUUAAGCAUCUCAAGGCCAAGCUAGAGAAAACCAGCGAUUAUGAUGAAGUCAAACACGAACUUCACUUAUUGCGUCAAAUCGAGUUUGGAGAGAACUCCUUAGAGGAGGCCGAUGACGAACAACCAAAGCAGAUCGAUUCCCUAUUGAUCGAAAGGAAUAAGUCAUUGACCACUGAACUUGCGAAUUUGAGAUCCCAACAUGAUGGUCUUGUCUCGCAAAUCCAGGAGCUACAAGGUGAAUUAGAACAAAACAGAGAGGAGUCAGAGAGACUUGGCAUGCUCAAUUCGAAGUUGGAGAAUGAUUUGGCGGAUAUGAGGGACUCAUCAACUCCUCAAUUCAACGACACGGCAAGCAUGAUUUCCGGAAUAUCGAGAAUGACCAAGAACACAACAAGGCAACCAUCUGGUGGUAUGGCUCACCAGGCAGGAGAAGAUAGUUCAAUUCUUCCAAUCAUCACCAAGCAAAGAGAUCGGUUUAGGGACAAAAAUAAGGAAUUAGAGGACGAUCUCAAGCGCCAAACCAGUUUGCUAAAUGAGUUGAAGAGGCAAAAUAGAGCCUUGAAGAGUGAUAAUGAGGAUCUCUAUGAGAAAUCAAGAUAUAUGGCUCUGCUCAAGAAGGAGAACGAGGGUGCCGCUGCAACUUCAAACCGCCGCUUUUUCACUCCCAAACCAAACGCAUCUCUAGACCUUGAGCAAAACGCAUAUCAGACAGAAUACGAGUCUAGGCUUCACCCAAUUGAGCGGUUCAGGAUGCGAGAACAGGAGCGCAUCAGCUCAAGGCUCUCGCCUUUUGAGCGUAUCUUCAUUUCUGUGACGAGAUCCAUUUUGGCCACCAGAACGACAAGAAUGCUAUUCUUGGCUUAUUGUGUCUUCCUUCAUUUCCUUGUUAUGUUCACGACCAUACAUUCUAUGUCUAUCAGUACCAAAAUGAUACCAGAAGUUGGCCUCAACCAAAGCACAGGAGGUUCCGCCGACACAAUUGAGUAUCAAUCCGAAAGCAAACCCGAGAACUUCCUCGUCUUUAUCGGCGGUUUGGGUGAUGGUCUCCUUUGCACCAAGUACAUACCCCAGAUAGCGGAGCUUUUCAACAAGGAAUUGGGCGGAAAAUGGGGCGUUGUCGAGACUUUGAUAAAAUCGUCUUACAUUGGCUGCGGAACGGGCAGCUUGGGACGUGACGUACGUGAGUUGGCUCAAUUGGUCAAGUACCUUAGAUCCAAUAGAGGUACUCCACAGUCCAAGAUAGUGCUCAUGGGCCAUUCUACUGGAUGCCAGGACACAAUUGAAUAUCUCUCCAAAUUCGCAUACCAAGAUGACUUUGAGAGUAUUUUCAAGUUGGACGGCGGAAUUUUGCAGGCCCCUGUGUCAGAUACCGAGGCCUCUGAAUACUUCCACAAGGACUCAAAUAUAAAGGAGGUCCUUAAGCAGGCCAAGGAGCUCAUUGACGCAGGAAAAGGCGAGGAGUUGCUUCCUGAAGAGGCCAGGAAAUUGUCUUUCGGUGUCCCGGUCUCUGCCUACAGAUUUUAUUCCUUGAAUGCGAGAAGAACAGACGACGACUACUUCUCGUCAUAUCUUAAUGAGGAUGACUACAAAAACACUUUCGCAAAGGUUGCUCUGCCUUUGCUUGUUCUUGUCGGAGAGAAAGACGAGUUCAUUCCGCCAUAUAUUGAUCGUAAAGCCUUAUUGGAAGACUGGAAGAAGGUCACAUCGGAGACCGUAUGGAGUGAAUUCAGCAAGGUCGUCAAGGGUGCUGACCACAAGGGCGGAGGUCCAUUGUCCGACGAGGGAGCUUCUGAAGAUAUCGCCAAAACGGUUGUUGAGUUUAUCAAGAAGAACUUUUAA